Messenger RNA from Oncorhynchus keta (chum salmon), 1009 nucleotides. Its product is annotated as hematopoietically-expressed homeobox protein hhex. The record is from RefSeq and is a predicted model, not a curated record. Lineage: Eukaryota; Metazoa; Chordata; Actinopteri; Salmoniformes; Salmonidae. Gene Ontology annotation, biological process: regulation of transcription by RNA polymerase II; cell differentiation. Gene Ontology annotation, molecular function: RNA polymerase II cis-regulatory region sequence-specific DNA binding; DNA-binding transcription factor activity, RNA polymerase II-specific.
CAGCCAACUCAUGGAGAGAGAGAGAGAGAGAGAGAGAGAGAGAGAGAGAGAGAGAGAGAGAGAGAGAGAGAGGCGCCUAUAGGUUUCCUACACUUCUUCCUUUGACAGCAGAAGAUAAUAUAGUUGAAUAGAGAUAUUAUUCAGUACCAACACAGUGUGAUCAUGCAGUACCAACACAGUGCGCCUUCAGCCAUGGGUGUUCCUCUUUACGCGCCGACCCCUAUCCAGCCCGUCCACCCAACUCCUUUCUACAUCGAAGACAUCCUGGGGAGAAAUGAGACCCUGACCCAGUCUUCAGUGGUGGUCUCCACGCCAAAUCUACCGUCACCCAAUUCAUCCUUCACCAGUUUGGUCUCUCCGUACCGGACCCCCAUCUAUGAACCGACACCGAUCCACCCUGCGUUCUCUCACCACGCUGCGCUCACCGCCACGUAUGCCUCCGGGGCUUUCGCUAAUUCCCUGUAUCCAUUCCAGCGGUCUGUGGACUAUACUCUGAUCAGGCACGACCCGCUUGGGAAACAACUUCUAUGGAGCCCGUUCAUUCAGCGUCCACUGCACAAGAGAAAAGGUGGACAAGUCCGAUUCUCCAACGACCAGACAAUAGAGCUGGAAAAGAAGUUUGAGACGCAGAAAUACCUUUCACCACCCGAACGAAAACGACUGGCUAAAAUGUUGCAACUGAGUGAACGACAGGUGAAGACGUGGUUCCAAAAUCGAAGAGCCAAGUGGAGGCGACUGAAGCAGGAGAACCCUACCGGAAGUAAGACAGAUCUGGAGGACGAUAGCACCGGGAGAAACUGCGAGGAGGGACCGGAGUCCGGUGUGAGCCUCAGUCCGGGCCGGGACCAGAGGUGUAGGGCUACAGAGAUGACGCACACUCACAGUCGGUUGCAGUGUUCCACGUCGCCUCUGUCACAAGGACAAAUAGAGUCCGACGUUUCAGAUGAUACAGACCAAGAGCUGGACAUAGAGGAUGACAUGGAGUUCCCACUGAAUCCACCGAUAUGAA